Schistosoma rodhaini is the source of this 1949-nucleotide messenger RNA. The record is from the annotation of a GenBank genome assembly. NCBI's taxonomy places the organism in Eukaryota, Metazoa, Platyhelminthes, Trematoda, Strigeidida, Schistosomatidae.
CUCAAUUCAACAAGUUAAUGUGUGCAAUUCUUAAUUAACUCACUCGUAAAUCUAGGUUAAACUGGUGAAUUGUGAACGACUUUCAAGUGUCACAAUCAUUAUCAUUUAUUCAAGCUACAACGAUAAAUAAAAUGAAAUGGAUUAGUAAAAUCGCUUACGGAACGGGUCAAAUGCUUAAAGAUCUUGUUGUGGGAUUUAUAUUUGUAUUCUACAUAAUAUUCUAUGAAGGAUGUAUCAGUCUGAGCAGUUCACAAGUUGGGGCAUUAUUACUGUGUGGUCAGAUUGCCAAUGGAUUAGCCACACCAUUGAUUGGUUAUUUAUCAGAUCGUUCACUUAGUCCAACUAAAAAAUCGACAGCUGAUCACCAGUCGAUAACAUGUGAAGAUGAAAGUGUAAAGAAGGAUAAGAGGUUGUUGAAUCGAAUGAAACGGCAGUUGAGACUUGGACCGAGAAAGUCAUGGCAUUUAGCUGGAUGUUUAUUGUUAGUUAUUGCCUUUCCAUUGAUGUUUGGACAACCGGAAUAUUUAGUUGGGCUUCCAGUUUGGGCGAAGUUAUUGAUCAAUGGCAUGUUUAUGAUUUGUGUUCAGGUUGGUUUUGCAGCUGUACAAAUUCCUCACUUAUCAAUUAUCAAUGAUUUGACAGAUCAACAUGAUGAACGAGUAUUACUUGCCUCAUUACGAUAUUUCUUCAGUGGAAUCGGCCACAUAACUAUGUUGCUUAUAACAUAUUUAUUUUUCAUAUCAAAAAAAUCCAGUUUGUUAAUUUUGAAAUCAGUAAAUGAAACUGACAACAAUGCGAACAGCAGUCAACUAUUCACGAAAUCAUUGCGAACAACUAACAAUAAUGUUCAAAGUGAUAAUCAGUCGACAAAUGUUGGAAAACAGUCAGUUGUACAUUCAGAAUACAAUACGACAAUUCAAGAUUUGCCUAUAUUUCGAAAUGUUGCAUUGAUUCUUGUUGGGAUUGGAGUAUUAUUCACAGUAAUCUUCCAUUGUGGUGUUCGUGAAGGUAAACCGAAAGCACAACAACCUUUCACAAUCCAAUCCAAUGAAAAAACAUCAAGUGAAUUCCCAGAAGUGAAUGGCACAAACAACAAUAACGGGUUCAAUAAUGAUAAUUCUGUUGUGGUUUUUCAAAUCAAAUCUAGACGCAAACGGACCUACAGCCUUUCAUCUACACUGCCUUGGUAUGCUUGGUUUACACUACCAAGAUUUUGGCUGAGCUGUUCUACAUGCAGUAUACUGCGACUUGGUGUAACUGUUUCUGUGUUGUACAGUGGUCCAUUUUUGUUGAAUUCAUUAAAAAUGAAUAAAAGUUCAAUGGUUUCUGUUCAAUUAGUUAAUACAAUUUCUUGUUUGAUCACGUCAGUUGCUGUACAGAGAAUCAAUAAAUUACUCGGGAAUUAUAUUGUUUCGAUCGUCGAUGUUCUAUUUAUCCUUGCAUCUUGUACAAUCGCUUACUUUUUAAAAUCAGCCGAUGAAAACCUCAUAGCAAUCUAUGUUUCUGCAGCCAUUCUAGGCAUUGGUAACACAAUCAAUAAUGUUCGAGCAUUGGUUGUGAUUGCAACAUUGAUCGGUGUAAAUCAAGUACACACAGCAGCAUUUGUUCAUGGGAUCGCAUCAUUGUUUGACAAAAUCUUGACUGGUAUCUUCAUUCAAUGCAUACAACUCUGUGUACCUCAGUUAACUUAUAGACAUAUAGAGGUGUAUAUUGUAGGCAGUUUGGCAGUAUUCGGUGGUAUUCUAACGACAAUUGAUCAUUUCAUUUACUCAGAGACUUUAGAAAGUACAAAUGCACCUUGUCUUUCAUGUUUUAGUCGAAGAUCAACUUCAUCAUUGUCUUCGUCAUCAUCGAAAUUUCAGGGUGACAAGGACAUCGAGUCUAACAUUCAAACAUCCCAUCACGGUGUUAACAAUGAUAAAGAAAAUAACGAUAACUGUGGAUAUUAA